This is a messenger RNA of Monoraphidium neglectum, 765 nucleotides long. RefSeq lists its product as hypothetical. Lineage: Eukaryota; Viridiplantae; Chlorophyta; Chlorophyceae; Sphaeropleales; Selenastraceae. Gene Ontology annotation, biological process: transmembrane transport; carbohydrate transport. Gene Ontology annotation, cellular component: membrane. Gene Ontology annotation, molecular function: carbohydrate:proton symporter activity. The record is from RefSeq and is a predicted model, not a curated record. The coding region runs from base 1 to 765 and encodes 254 amino acids. The transcript has 5 exons.
AUGGGCGCCGUGCUCACUGCCGUCGGCAUCGCGUGCUGCGGCGCGUUUGCGUUCGGGUACCACCUUGGCGUCGUCAACGGGCCGCUGGAGGCCAUCGCCAAGGAGCUGGGCUUCGCGGGCAACAAGGCGCUGCAGGGGCUGGUCGUCAGCAGCACGCUGAUGGGCGCCGCCGCCGGCAGCCUGGUGGGCGGCAGCUUCGCCGACGCCCUCGGCCGCCGCGCGUCCUUCAUGCUGUGCGCGCUGCCCAUGCUGGUGGGGCCGCUGCUGUCGGCGACGGCCACGAGCCUCAAUCCCAUGGUGGCGGGCCGCUUCCUGGCGGGGGUGGCCAUUGGGCUGAGCUCGGCGCUGGUGCCCCUGUACAUCUCAGAGGUGGCCCCCACCAAGGUGCGCGGCACCCUGGGGUCCCUGAACCAGCUCAUGAUCUGCCUGGGCAUCCUGGGCGCCCUGCUGGUCAACGUGGCGCUGCCGGUUACCGCGUGGCGCAACAUGUUCAUGGUCGCGGUCGCGCCCGCCGUCAUCCUCUUCGUCGGCAUGCUGGGGUGCCCCGAGAGCCCCGUGUUUUUGGCGGGCAAGGGCAAGGUCGCGGAGGCCGCUGACGUGGCCCACAAGCUCUGGGGCCCCGCGGGCGUCACGCAGCUGGGAGGUGCGCAGCGCGGCGGCCGGCCGGCGAAGGUGACGUGGCCACAGCCUGUCUUCUCUCGCUUUGCAAGCCGUGGCAGCAGCGGCGCGUCGCCCUGGGUUGAUCGCCCGGCUGCCCCCAUGUAA